Molecule: messenger RNA, 615 nt
Organism: Ylistrum balloti
Lineage: Eukaryota; Metazoa; Mollusca; Bivalvia; Pectinida; Pectinidae
Exons: 1
Coding region: 1-615 (204 amino acids)
Molecular function (GO): nucleic acid binding
Source: RefSeq, a predicted model, not a curated record
AUGAUCUGGAGAUUUAAUCCUCCCCAUGCAUCUCACUUCGGCGGAGUAUGGGAGAGAAUGAUAGGAAUAGCCCGACGCAUUCUCGACGCGAUGCUUCUUGACGUCAAACAUGGACAGCUGAUAGAUGAAGUGCUAGCGACUUUCAUGGCCGAGGUUGCUGCUAUAAUGAAUUCUAGACCUUUGGUUGCUGUUUCUUCGGAUUGCGAGAUGUCUCAUUUGCUGUCGCCAGGAAAGUUACUUACUCAGAAAACCAGUGACGACAUAAUCGUCCCGCAGGACUUAAGUAUCAAGGAUAUGUACCGCUCGCAGUGGCGAAUGGUCCAGGUCAUGGCGAACACGUUUUGGAAACGCUGGAAAUCGGAAUUUCUGUUUGCUCGACAAGCUCGUUCUAAGUGGAACUUAGAGACUGUUAAUCAUAAAGUGGGUGGUGUUGUGUUUCUCCGGGACAAGGAAUGUCCCCGUCUUUCGUGGCCGACUGGUCUUGUUACCAAAAUCUUUCCGAGUGAUGACGGACUAGUGCUUAAACUAGGGAUCCGGGUUGUGAAAGACGGAAAACCUAGUGUUUUCAUUCGACCCAUUUCGGAAGUGAUUCCGCCGCUUGAUUCCUGUGAAUAA